Molecule: messenger RNA, 917 nt
Organism: Mollisia scopiformis
Lineage: Eukaryota; Fungi; Ascomycota; Leotiomycetes; Helotiales; Mollisiaceae
Exons: 3
Coding region: 1-699 (232 amino acids)
Source: RefSeq, a predicted model, not a curated record
AUGCCUCUCGUCAGAAAUAUUCCCAGGAGCGAGGCCAGGUGGUCGAAGUUCAAGAGCGCCUACAUGUGGGGAAAUAAGGAAUAUUAUCUCCGACGGACCAAGUUCGCUGUGUACCAACUUGCUACCACCAAUGUCAACCUCGUAGUUGGGAUGGGAAUUGCGGUGCUGAGGGACUACAAGGGACUUUCAGCUCCAGCAGACUUUCCAAAUGCCACUAUCAAGAGUACAAACAUAGUUUACGCCAUUGCCGGCAACACAGCUGCGGCCCUCCUCGUAUCUGUUCUCUUCGGCACUGCCGUAUUCUUCGAGCUGUUCUGGCCGGAGCGGGAGGAAUCGACCUUCUUCCAAUGGUGUGUGAAGUUGGCCGCGGCUUGCACAGCCAUCUUUCAAGCAGCGUCGGCUUCAGCACUCACAUAUAUCGUGGUUAAAAAAGGAAUCGAAAUCCACGGAGUCUCAGCUGCAGACGAGGCAAGCAUUCGCGCAAAUUGGAGUGGACCUGCUCUAGAGUACAAGCAUGACACUUUAGCAUUGGUCGUUAUUGCGUUUAGCUUCAUUCAACUUGUCUUCAAUACUUGGAGUGUGUUAGUGAUGUGGAAAGCAUAUGCGCACAACAACAAAUAUGGCCCCUUCAAACAUCACGAAAGAAAGGGCCGUGGGUCGGAGACGGCGUCGCUGGAGCUCAGUACAGGCCAUGUCUAGAGGAUUUCUGUGAUGUGUGGUGGUCGGACGAAAUUGAAAAACCUUAUUGGCGUACAUGGUGAGUGGGAUAUGGGAGAAUCAUCGGAGUUGAAUCGUUCGCAGGCCCUAGGUUCAUGGCUGUUAUUUGGGAUUUCGGUUGCAAGCACGAUCAUAGCAUAGACAGAGCAAGCAGGUGUGUUCUUUUAGACAUGCGCAAAGACUUCAGCUAUAUUUUACGC